AUGAAAGCUCUGUGCGCUGCCGUCCUGGUGCUCCUGCAGUCGGCCACCACUUUCGUCCAGGCCCCAGCACGAACUGUGGAGGGCCCCCAGCACCAGCUGCGUGUGCUGGAGACUGCGGCUGUGUCAACAGGACUGACGCUCACAGGCUCCCUGCCGGCUCUGGCCACUUGGGGCGAGGGCUCCGAGGCCGGGCAGAACAUCGACCCAGAUUCCACGGAGGCCUACAACCGCAAG
Molecule: messenger RNA, 234 nt
Organism: Symbiodinium necroappetens
Lineage: Eukaryota; Dinophyceae; Suessiales; Symbiodiniaceae
Source: the annotation of a GenBank genome assembly